Photinus pyralis (common eastern firefly) is the source of this 922-nucleotide messenger RNA. RefSeq lists its product as uncharacterized. The coding region runs from base 86 to 922 and encodes 278 amino acids. The transcript has 3 exons. Gene Ontology annotation, biological process: DNA integration; DNA recombination. The record is from RefSeq and is a predicted model, not a curated record. Gene Ontology annotation, molecular function: DNA binding. Lineage: Eukaryota; Metazoa; Arthropoda; Insecta; Coleoptera; Lampyridae.
GCGGUUGUCAUGGACGCAACUACUGAAAAAUAAACAAUUCGUUAAAAACGCGUGCUGAGAAGCUCUACGACGGUUUUCCAAAAAUAUGGACGUAAUUGAAGGAAAUAUCAAUAUUCCUCCAGACGUAUUAGCAGACUCCAUGGCUGCAAGUGUCGAUUUGCUACCAGAAAAGACCAGGGAGCGAUAUCAAAAAGAAUACGAAGAUUUCAAGGAAUGGCUUAAGAUUAAGAGGAUCAAUUUAGUAAAUGAAGACGUGUUAUUAGCGUACGUAAAGGGAAAAUCGGAAAUGUACUCGCCCAAUUCAUUAUGGACAAAAGUUUCAAUGUUGAAACUCACUUUGAAGGUAUAUGACAACAUUGACAUUUCAAGAUUCGGAAAAUUAUUCGCCUUUUUGAAAAGAAAGUCUGAAGGUUACAGACCAAAAAAGUCUAACAUUUUGUCUGAAGAGCAAGUCAUGACAUUUUUAUUGGAAGCUGAUGAUGGUGUAUGGCUCCUAGAAAAAGUCAUCUUAAUAUGUGGAAUAUUUGGCGCUUGUAGGGGUGAUGAGCUUUUGAAGUUGAACGUGGAGGACUUUGAAGACACCAACAAAAACGUAAUAGUUACAUUGCGGAUCACAAAAAAUAAGAAAAGCAGAGUGUUUCUAAUUCCGAAAGAAGGACUUCCCUUCAAUGCGUAUCAGUUAUACAAAAAAUACGCGGAAUUACGUCCUCAACAUUUAGAAACUCGGCGAUUUUUCAUUGCCUACCGCAAAGAAAAUUUUUUGAAAAGUGUAGAUGACGAGCACCGCAAAACAUUCGCCGAUCUUCAGAAAAUGAUCGAUGAUCGCGGUCUGAGAGAACUCUACCCGUAUGUGGAUAUCUGCUUAAAAAUUAUCUUAACCAUGGCAGUAUCUAAUUGUUCGGCCGAAAGUCGUUUUCUGUGA